UGGGGAGGGGGGAGGGGGAAGAGGGUGGGAAAAAAAUCGGAUAAAAUAAGCAACGGGCGCCAUCAGGCAGCAACUCGGUGUCCCUGUGAGCCGACCAUGGCUAAACUGGAGCAAGUGUUGAUACUAGAUCCGCCUAUCGAGCUCAAAUUCAAAGGUCCAUUUACAGAUGUAGUAACAACAAAUCUCAAAUUGAAAAACCCAUCGGAUAAGAGAGUUUGUUUCAAAGUAAAGACUACAGCACCACGCCGGUAUUGUGUACGGCCUAACAGUGGAAUAAUUGACCCAGGAUCAAUUAUUACAGUUUCUGUAAUGUUGCAGCCUUUUGACUAUGAUCCCAAUGAGAAAAGCAAACACAAAUUCAUGGUACAAACAGUCUAUGCUCCACCUGGUGCUGCAGAUAUGGAUGCAGUAUGGAAGGAUGCAAAGGCAGAAGAUCUGAUGGACUCCAAACUCAGAUGUGUCUUUGAAUUGCCAUUUGAAAACGAGAAACCGCAGAACGAGAUUGUAGAGUUCGACCUGUUAGGCAGUGAUUUAGACACCCAAUUAGAUACAGGAAAGAUGGAUCUGCACAGCUUUGUGCACUAUUAUGACAGUUCUCGACUACCUCCACGUGCUGUAUCCACACCAGGAAGUGGGCUCAGGUUUCACAAGUCAGUUCGUGGUGGCAUCCGUCAGACUCCAAGCAAUGAUAGCCAUAGAAGUGACCUGCAGGGAUUUGUAUCUUCUGCAGCAAGUGAAGUCAGAAUGCAAAAGGUCCAGGUCUGUGCUAGUGAGAAAGGAUUACUGCAAAUAUUGCAGCAAGAAUUGUACAGUGGAUUCCUGUUGUCAUUUUUUUGAGGAAAAAUUAGUUGAUAUAUUGUCACUUAUGUACAAUGUAUUUAUGUCUGAUCAUUUUUUCAUUCAAAUUGAGAUGCAAUGGUCUUGCUUUCCCCAGAUGGAAUGCAAAGGGGACAAUGUUAUAAAUUUUGAGGGAUUUGCGAGCUAGUAUGACAAAAACAAAAUUGCAACAUAACCUGAACAAUUAAAUUCAGGAAACUGACAAAAAGACAGUAAGAGGAGUCCACUGUUCUUUUGUUUGCAUUAUGUUUGACAUUUUUGCAGAAGGUGGAUAAGAUAUUUUGGAUUCUGAAUUGUAGUCUUUGUAUAUGCAUAAGUAAUAGAGUAGAAUUUUAAUUUGGUUUUAAUCUUCUGAGCCAGUACUUUGCAGUUGUAAAAGUUAAUAGAUGAAAAUAGCAACACCUCAUUUUCCGUCUAGGUAGCCUCCAACCUGAUGGCAUGAACAUCAAUUUCUCCUUCUGGUAAUAUUUUUCCCUUUCACUUCCCUCUUUUUCUAUUCCCCACUCUGGCCUCUUACUCUUCUCCUCACAUGCCUAUUUCCUUCCUCUGGUGCCUCUCCUUUCUCCCCAGUCCACUCUCCUAUCAGAUUCCUCCUCCUCCAGCCUUUUACCUUUCCCACCUACCUGGUUUCACCUAUCACUGAGCUAGUCUUCUUUCCCCUUUCCCCACCUUUUUUAUUCUGGCAUCUUCCCUUUCCUUUCCAGUUGUGAAGAAGGGUCUCAGCCCAAAACUUUGGCUGUUCAUUCAUUUCCAUCUGCUGAGUUCCUCCAGCACUUUGUAUGUGUUGCAGCAGAUAAAUGUAUUGAGCAGCAAUUAUCAAACAUGGUUUAAUUGGACAAAUAACAGAUGUAUUUGCAAAAUGUGAUUAAAAAAUGUUGAUAGUAGCAAGUAGCAUCUUAAAUAUUGCUAUUUUUCAAGUAUUGCCAUAUUUCUACUUCUGAAAUGUGGAAAAUACAUGAAAGACGUAACAGAUUUGUAUAACAUAGUAGUUGAAUGUUUGCACAAAAGGAACUAUCAAAAAUUUUUCCUAUUUGAUAUUAAUUGAGAUGACAAAUGUACUGUGAUUAUUUGAGGGAUUCUUUUUGAAGAGUUAAUACAAGCUAAAGUUCAAAAUUUCGAGUAUCACACUUUAUAUUAAUCUAGUUUGUUUUUAUAACUGAUUUUAUAAAUAUAGCGUGCAGAUUUUGUGUAUUUUAUGCCACUGUUCUGUAAAAUU
Hypanus sabinus (Atlantic stingray) is the source of this 2053-nucleotide messenger RNA. RefSeq names its product VAMP (vesicle-associated membrane protein)-associated protein A, like (gene vapal). Gene Ontology annotation, cellular component: endoplasmic reticulum membrane; plasma membrane. Gene Ontology annotation, biological process: endoplasmic reticulum membrane organization; neuron projection development. Bases 97 to 837 code for a protein of 246 amino acids. The record is from RefSeq and is a predicted model, not a curated record. Gene Ontology annotation, molecular function: FFAT motif binding. The transcript is spliced from 5 exons. NCBI's taxonomy places the organism in Eukaryota, Metazoa, Chordata, Chondrichthyes, Myliobatiformes, Dasyatidae.